AUGACAACCAUUAAAUCCCUCAAACUUAGUUGGCUAACCGACGAAAAAAUUAAAAGACUCUCUUUCGGAGAAAUCACAAACAGCAAAACUCUCAACGCAAGCACCCUAGAGCCAGAAAUUGGUGGACUUUUUUGCCCAAAAAUAUUUGGACCGGCUCGGAGUUAUCAAUGUGCUUGUCACAGCGAUCAAUCACGCCGGAUUAAACACCAAAAGUGCGAAAACUGCGGGGUUUUAAUUGCCAGUUCCAAUAUUCGCCGGUGGAGAAUGGGACAUCUUGCCUUAGUUAGUCCGGUUACAAAUACUUUGCUUUUGAAAGGCAUCCUGCCUCAUUUAGAAAAAUUGCUGGAAAUCCCUGGCAAAGCAAUUAAAGAUUUAGUUUAUUUUCAUACUUACGUUGUUUUGGACCGCGGAAACUCCACUAUUCUGCAAAAUAAGCAAAUUUUAGCCCACAAAAUUGACCCAGAAUUAAUCAGCCAAGUUUUGACUGAACUUAUCCAAGCUGGCGAAGCCAAAAGCAGUCCCGGUGGGCUAAAAAAAGCCCAGGAACUCCAAGCAAGUUUGCUUGGCCAAAAGAAAAAAGAAAUUCAAAUAAGAAUUGAAACUGGCUCGUUUGCCUUAUCGGAAUUGCUGAAAAACAUUGAUUUAAAAGCCGAAUUGAAAAAAAUUGCCGAACUUUCGCCCAAAGCAAAUCAAGAGAAAGUCAAUAGCAGAAAAAGAUUUAUCCAAUCCCUGCUCCAAAACAAUUUGCCUUUAACUGGCUUGAUUUUAAACUACGUGCCGAUACUUCCCGCUGGCUUACGUCCAGCCACGAAAUUAGAUGACGGUAGCAUUGCGACAACCCAGCAAAAUAACCCCAACCGGAAAUUAAUUCUCACUAAUGAAAGAUUAAAAAACAUUUUAGAAAUUAACAAAAAUCUCCAAACUCCCGUGCUUUUUUUAGAUAUUAUUCACAGCGAACAAAGGAAGUUGCAAAAAGUCUUCGACCAACUGCAAUCAGGGGAAUGGCUUCCCAAACAAAGCACCACCAAAAGUUUGCUGCAAAUACUGAGUGGCAAAGAAGGAAUUUUACGCAAAUAUUCGCUGGGAAAAAGAGUAGAUUACUCGGCUCGCUCCGUCAUUUCUCCUAAUCCUCAUUUAUCCCUAAACCAAGUAGGUAUCCCGGUAGAAAUGGCUUUGGUGCUUUACCGACCCUUCUUGUUGGCUUCCCUUUUAAAAAAAGGCAAAAGUUUGGAGGAAGCUAAACAAACUUUAUUGCAAGGGGAUUCGGCAAUUUUCCCCCUUCUCAACCAAGUUAUUCAAAAUCGCCCGGUGCUACUGAACCGCGCUCCCACUUUGCACCGCUUAGGAAUACAAGGAUUUCAGCCAAUUUUAACUUUGGGUAAAACUAUCCAAUUACAUCCAUUAGUAACUGUGGCUUUUAAUGCUGAUUUUGAUGGUGACCAAAUGGCCGUUCUCUUGCCGUUAACCAAAAAAGCCCAAAAGGAAAUUCAAGAGCGGGUAAUGGCGGACUCGCAAAUUUUGGAUCCAAAAAAUGGUAACUUAAUCGAUGCCCCUACCCAAGACAUUAUUUUAGGAAUCUACUACUUAACGAGGACCAAAUCCCGUUCCUUGGCGAUUAAUGUUGAGGAAAAAAAAUCCACCCCUUCUCUUUAUUACGAAGCCAGUCAAAUGGAAAAAGAUUAUGAAAAAGGAAAAAUCAAUUUUGCUACCCCACUGUUUGUCCCUUUGCCUUUAACAGGAAAGCAAUUUGUCUCCCAAGACGAACAAAAAUUCCUUUUGACUACCUUUGGUAAAUGGAAAUUCAACCAAAUUCUUCCGCCAACUUUUCCUUAUUAUAUCAAUGAUUUAAAGUAUUAUAAUCAACACCAAACUUCUCCGGCUUUUGCGGACAUUUUUGCUUGGCCUUUCGUCAGCGACCAGGAGCCAAAAAAUCUCUCCGAUUAUUACGAACAAGGAUUUUAUAACGAAGAGGAAUUUACGCAGCAAAAAAAAAAUCUUUGGGCCGAAUGUAAGGAAAGUUUAGAAAAAAUAAUCGCCCAAAAACUCGCCCAAAAAAGCAGUAGUUCUUUAUAUUAUCUUUGGGAUUCCGGAGCCCGGGCUAACAUUGAAAACUUAACCCAAGUUUUUGGCAUGCGGGGCAAUAUGACUGACUAUAAAGGAGCCACUAUUGAAACACCCAUUUUGUCCUCUUUAAAAGAAGGUUUAAAUCCUUUUGAGUUUUUUAUUUCCGUCUAUGGUGCUAUGAAAGGAAUGAUGGAUACCGCGUUAAAAACUGCCGAAGCGGGUUAUCUAACCCGUCAACUAGUGGAAACCGUCCAAAAUUUGAUUAUUACAACUGAGGAUUGCCAAACCCCAGAAGGCAUUUCUCUCCAAGAACUAACAGAAAAUACUGCUUUUGGUCAAAAAGGAAGUGUUCUCAUUAGUUUAGCCGAAAGAAUUGCCGGUCGGUACUUAGCCCAAGAUGUUACAGUUAAUGGCAAAUUAAUGUUAGCCAGCGGCACACUUUUGCUGGCAAAAGAAAUUGCCCUUCUCCAAGAAAAUAAUGUUUCCGCAGUGAAAGUUCGUUCUCCGUUCACUUGCUCUUUAAUUCAAGGGAUUUGCCAAAAAUGUUACGGUGGUGAUUUGAGUAAAAAUCAAGCAGUAAUUGAAUUAGGCACAGCCGUGGGAAUUAUUGCUGCCCAAUCCUUGGGAGAGCCGGGCACCCAGCUGACUAUGAACACUUUCCAUACUGGUGGGGUAACCGGAGAAGAAGAUAUUGUUCAAGGCUUACCCAAAGUAAAAGAAAUUUUAGGUAAUGUUCUUCCUGAUAAAAAAAAACAAGCAAUUUUAGCCCAAGAAACUGGUGAAAUAAUUGCUAUUAUUGAAGACGAAAAAAAUCAACAAAUUACCAUCAAACAAAAAGCCGAAAGCCAAGAAUUCACCUAUACCUUUGAUUUAGAAAAAAGAAUAAAAGUGAAAGUUGGUCAAAUAGUGCAAAGAGGAGAAAAUUUAACUGCUGGCAAGGUCAAUUUAGAAAAAUUAUUGGAAAUAGUCGGGCGGGAAGUUUGCCAUGUGGAAAUAACUAAGCCCGGAGACAGUAGUUGCUUAACUAGCGAUAUCGUUAAUUACCAGGAAUUUUGCCAAAUUAACCAAGAUUUAAGAGCCAAGAAUAAAGAACCAGCCCAAGCCAGAAAUCUAGUUUUUGGUUUAAAGCAAAUAGCCAAGUUCUCCCCUUCUUUCUUAGCCAGCAUUUCCUUCCAAGAAACCGCAAAGGCUUUAAUUAACUAUUCCAUCUUCCGACCAGUUGAUUAUCUCCAAGGAGUAAAAGAAAAUUUGGUAGUUGGUCAAUUAGCACCAGUUGGUUCAGGCUUAGAAGAACGCCAAAAGUGA
Molecule: messenger RNA, 3369 nt
Organism: Entrophospora sp. SA101
Lineage: Eukaryota; Fungi; Glomeromycota; Glomeromycetes; Entrophosporales; Entrophosporaceae
Source: the annotation of a GenBank genome assembly